CGCAUCGCCCUCCCACAGCGAGCUGCGGAGCGCAACCCAGAGCCCGGGCAGGGCGAGGGGCCAUCCUUGAAGGUGGCCAGAUGGUGGAUCCCAUCUCACCACUUGCCACUAGCCCCAGGAAGGACUUGGUGGCUGGGUCUCACAACUGGAUGGCAGGAUCCAUUGCUACCUGGGCCAAGAAGAGAAAGUCCAACUUCUGCCUGCAGGAGACUGAAGUGCUAGUGUCCAAGGUCAGCAAGCACCACCAGCUGCUGUUUGGCACAGGACUGCUGAAGGCUGAGCCCAUCUGCAGGCACACUGUGCAACAGGAGACCAACAAAGCCAUCUCGACCAGCACCAGUGCCAUAAAGCAGAUGUUGGAGCUCCUUCGACGCUCCUGCCUGGGUCUGCCUCCCACUGUCAGUGACUGUCUGCUUCCAUCCUGGAGUGAGGACUGCCAUCCCUGGUUGCUGAUUGAGGAUCCUCAAUGUGGACCAGCUCCCUUGAGCAGUGACAUCCCAGGUGACCUCAAACACAAGUGGAGGAACGUGCAGGACACUGUGUGCAAGAAGCUGGUGGAGAGCCUGGCCCCUGCCUUCAUCGUCACACCUGUGGAGUGCAUGGUAGCCGAGACCUUUCCAUCUCACCCCCUCCAAGAUGAGGGCCAGGCAGCUGAGCCCCUGCCAGGCAGAGAAGUGUUGACAUCUCCAGCUGAACUGUGGAUUUUCCUGUUCCCUCUGCUUCAGCUGCCCAUGUUUAAGCUUUGCUGUGAGGCAUGUACACCUGUGCCUGGACCGCUCUGUCAACAGAUGAUCUGCACAAAUUCCAUCCUUAGAGUUGCUCUUGUGCAAAUAAUCCCACACCUUUCAAAGAAGAUUUAUUUACCACUGAGGACAAUGCCUCCAGAUUCACAGCCAGGACCUGCAGACUGUCUGGAUGGCCCACAGAACUGCCGGCCCUGGGCUCCACGGGAGUGGCUGCACCUCGGCCAUAGCCUUGGAGGAAAGUCCCAGGGUGGAGGUUGUGAGGGCCCUGGUGGCGGCCACAGUCUGGCCCCUAUGACAUGA
Chinchilla lanigera (long-tailed chinchilla) is the source of this 1046-nucleotide messenger RNA. It is a transcript of the gene Tsnare1, whose product is annotated as t-SNARE domain containing 1. The coding region runs from base 81 to 1046 and encodes 321 amino acids. NCBI's taxonomy places the organism in Eukaryota, Metazoa, Chordata, Mammalia, Rodentia, Chinchillidae. The transcript has 8 exons. Gene Ontology annotation, cellular component: nucleus. The record is from RefSeq and is a predicted model, not a curated record.